Messenger RNA from Hypomesus transpacificus, 975 nucleotides. RefSeq names its product trace amine-associated receptor 1-like. Gene Ontology annotation, cellular component: membrane. The transcript has 3 exons. Gene Ontology annotation, biological process: G protein-coupled receptor signaling pathway. Gene Ontology annotation, molecular function: trace-amine receptor activity. The record is from RefSeq and is a predicted model, not a curated record. NCBI's taxonomy places the organism in Eukaryota, Metazoa, Chordata, Actinopteri, Osmeriformes, Osmeridae. Bases 1 to 975 code for a protein of 324 amino acids.
AUGGAGCCGGGUCAUGGUAUCAACAGCUCUCACAUGGUGGACUCCAUCCAUCUGUGUUAUGAGCAUGUCAACAAGUCCUGUGUCAUGACAUACGUCUUAUCUCCUGCUGUAAAAGGGGUUGUUUACAUCAUAUUUGGCACCAUCAUUUUGCUCACCGUGGCUGGAAACAUGCUGGUUAUCAUCUCCAUCCUUCACUUCAAACAACUCCACACUCCCACCAACUUCCUCAUCCUGUCCCUGGCUGUAGCUGACCUGCUGCUGGGGGUUCUAGUCCUCCCUCCCAGCAUGGUGGUCACUGUGGAGAACUGCUGGUACAUGGGAGACAUCUUCUACCGCUACUACGCAGUGUGUCGUCCUCUCCGAUACACUAGGACCAUCACUGUGCAGUCAACUAUGGUCAUGGUACUGGUGAGCUGGGGAGUGUCUGCUCUAGUGGGCUUUGGGACAAUAUUCCUGCAGCUCAACAUCCUGGGUGAAGAGGAGUUCUACUAUGAGCAUGUGGUCUGUGAGGGUGGCUGUGGUGUGGCAUACCAGACUGCCACUUCUAGCGCUGUCUCCUCCUCUCUCUCCUUCUACCUUCCUGCACUCAUCAUGCUCUGCAUCUACCUCAAAAUCUUCCUGGUGGCCCAGAGACAGGCUCGCAGCAUCCAGAGCACCACCUUCCAGAACCAGAACUCUGGAGCUGUGGCCAGCAAGUCAGAACGAAAGGCCUUCAAAACCCUGGCUAUCGUUAUGGGAGUCUUCCUGUGUUGCUGGACUCCUUUUUUUCUUUGCAAUAUUUCCGCUCCUUAUAUCGAAGACUCUAACAUUCCUCUUUUGAUGAUAGUAACGUCUUCAAUUGGAUUCUCAAACUCCUUUCUCAAUGCCAUUGUGUAUGCUUUCUUCUACAGUUGGUUCAGGAGGGCAUUUCGGACGAUUGUCGUCGGUUCCAUAUUUCAGCCACAAUCAUCAAACACUAAAUUGGUAUCAGAUUAA